AUGGCUUCUAGCACAACUAUCAUACCUGAUCCGACGAGUACACUUGCAUUUCGUACCGAUGAUGUCGCUCCAUACUUCAUCAACAGUACUCUCGCGGUCGUGGGUGGCCAAACUAUGACAGUCCAUUCGGGCGUCGGUUUCAUCGUCACCGCCACCGAGCAGACUUAUAUUUCCGGAUCCUCAAUUACUGUUGGUCAAUUAGUUACCAUAUUUCCGCCAGGAAAAAUUGUCAUUGCUACAAAUACCAGCAGCAUAGAUUCAGUUUCGACUGCCCUGGAUACAGCUUCUUCCACACUAAAUCCAGAAUCCUCCGAUCCUUUACGCGGGGGUUCAGACACCUCAGCAGCCAAAAAGUCGCUCAAUUCCCUAUCGAUAGGUGCCAAAGUAGGCAUUGGAGUCGGAAUUACCAUGCUAUUCCUAGUCUUUACAGCAUUUCUAGCCUUAUUCUUUUUUCGCUACGGCAAACGUUCAGCGCAAGUACGAUAUCGCCCGAACCCUCCCACACCUCCGCCUAAGAAUGGCCCAUCACGUCCCGUAAGCGGACCGAUCGACCCUCUGAGUUGUCGAAUCGAAGAUUUUCCACAAGAACCAUAUGAGCUAUGGAGUCCGGCAAUGAGUGACUUGGAGAAGAAGGGAAGUACGGAACUGGAAGGAUGUCAAGUUGAGGGACUUGUGGAGACGAAGAAAGGGAAGAGAGCGGAACUAGAUGGACGAACGAGACGUUGGGGGAGUGGAUUGGCAGAUGGAGAGCGCGAGAGGAAGAGUGAGAGUGGGAAUUGGUUAAGUAAUUGGAGUCGGUGGGUUGAUAGAGUGUGA
Messenger RNA from Glarea lozoyensis ATCC 20868, 816 nucleotides. RefSeq lists its product as uncharacterized. The transcript has a single exon. NCBI's taxonomy places the organism in Eukaryota, Fungi, Ascomycota, Leotiomycetes, Helotiales, Helotiaceae. Bases 1 to 816 code for a protein of 271 amino acids. The record is from RefSeq and is a predicted model, not a curated record.